Phialemonium atrogriseum is the source of this 342-nucleotide messenger RNA. RefSeq lists its product as uncharacterized. The record is from RefSeq and is a predicted model, not a curated record. The transcript has 2 exons. Bases 1 to 342 code for a protein of 113 amino acids. Lineage: Eukaryota; Fungi; Ascomycota; Sordariomycetes; Cephalothecales; Cephalothecaceae.
AUGCCUGCCUCGCUGGAUUCUGAGCGCCCAAUCAUGGUGCCUUCGACCCGCACAUCAGUACGAUUUAGCACCUACAGCAUGUCUCCCUCCGUCGCGCCCACCGUCCGCACCACCGACAGCGCCACCGCCGAGAUCCACGACAUCGAGAAGGGCCUCGACCGAAUGGAGAACAAGGCCCUGUCCCAGCAGCGCGUCGUGCUGACCGAGGAGAAGAGCGCCAACCUCAGUAAGCUGGCCCUCGGCGCCAAGCUGGACCGCGCCCUCGGCCGGAGGAUGCACGGCCAGGACGCCGUCAUGCGGGAACGGAAGCCGAGCAACGCCGCCGACAAGGAGAAGAUCUGA